AUGACCGCUGAUUCUUCCAGCAAUUCCACUGAGAAAAGUGGAGAAAACUGCAAACACCUUAAAGAGCUUUACGAUCAAUGCUUUAAUCGGUGGUUUAAGAACGACUUCCUCAAGGGAAACUUUACAGACAAGUGUAAUAUAAAACUUAAAGACUACAGGGCGUGUUUAAAGGAAUAUUUCUCUAAAAAUGGAAAUCACAAGAUAGUUGAGAUUAUAAAGAGGUUUGAUUGA
Theileria equi strain WA is the source of this 231-nucleotide messenger RNA. RefSeq lists its product as hypothetical. The record is from RefSeq and is a predicted model, not a curated record. Bases 1 to 231 code for a protein of 76 amino acids. The transcript is spliced from 3 exons. Lineage: Eukaryota; Apicomplexa; Aconoidasida; Piroplasmida; Theileriidae.